Messenger RNA from Brienomyrus brachyistius, 2305 nucleotides. RefSeq names its product mesoderm induction early response 1, family member 2 (gene mier2). The record is from RefSeq and is a predicted model, not a curated record. The transcript is spliced from 13 exons. Gene Ontology annotation, cellular component: nucleoplasm. NCBI's taxonomy places the organism in Eukaryota, Metazoa, Chordata, Actinopteri, Osteoglossiformes, Mormyridae. Gene Ontology annotation, molecular function: histone deacetylase binding; transcription corepressor activity. The coding region runs from base 528 to 2135 and encodes 535 amino acids. Gene Ontology annotation, biological process: negative regulation of transcription by RNA polymerase II.
UUAAUAUUAUAUUAAUUGGUAUAUAGUGAAUACCAAUUUGAAAACAGAAUACCACUAACCACACGUCAGCUCCGAACUGCAACAAAGUUUACUUUCGUAAUUAAAUAAACUUAAGUUAUUUUCUUGUACUGUUGUCAAAGAUAUUUCUGCGCGUGAAACUGCCACUUUUCCCCAUUCACAUAUAGUGCACGCCGGACUGUUUACUGUAUGUGUUACUUCAACCAGCAUCAUUACAUGUAACGUUGCACCAAUAAACCAGGCGGCUCGCGGAGCAGACCUCUUCAACAUCCGGGCAUUGAAUAAGCCUGCGCAGAAACGGAAUGGCGGAGAGUUAAAGAACCAUCCCCUGACUGCCAGAUAGUGCGCUAUAGAAAACAACGGGAGAGCGGCUUGCGCGCGGCGGCGCCCGGCACUGUCCCAGGUGCGCGCGAUAGGCACCGCGUGCCGGCCGCGCGGCCGGUGAAGUUCCUGCGCUGGGCAUCCGUCUCGAGCCGAGGCGUCUUCGGCGUCUGGCUCUAGCCGGUUCAAUGGGCUCUGGAGAACACACACUCAGUUUAGUGGAGGUCCUCAACCACAGCUAUGAAGCACGAGAUGAGCAGUCUCCCGACAGGGGCAAGUCCCUAGAGGACCUGGAGAAGACACUGGGAGCCAAGCAGGGUGGCGAGAUGCCUCUGGAAGAGUUGCUUUCUCUGUAUGGGUACGAGGUGUCAGAGCCCGUUUUAGAGCACGACAGGGAGCCCAACGAGCUGACGGCCACCCUGCCCGACAUGACACUGGACAAGGAUCAGAUAGCAAAGGAUCUGCUUUCGGGAGAGGAGGAAGAAGAGACUCAGUCAUCGGCUGAUGACCUCACCCCUUCCGUCACCUCCCAUGCCUCCGACAUUUUCCGGCGCCACCUGCGUGCCCAGUCCCUUGGAGACAAAGACAAGGAGAGCUCCUCAGAGGCAGAUUCCGACGGUGCCUCCAUUCACUCCGGCGAUGGUCGCAAGGAUAUCAUGGUUGGCCCGCAAUUUCAGGCCACAAUCCCUCCACUCAACACUCACUUGUUCCAGGAAAGAGCCUAUGAGAAUGAGGACCAGCUGCUGUGGACCCCGGGGAUGCUACCUGUUGCGACUGUGGAGGGCUUCCUGUUGCAGGCCCAGAGGCAAGGGGGACAAGAGGGAGCAGCAGAGACCCCCACAUCAGGAGACAUUAUCAAAGACAACGAGCAGGCUCUUUAUGAGCUGGUGAAAUGCAAUUUCAAUGCAGAGGAAGCCCUCAGACGACUGCACUUUAAUGUCAAAGUGUUCAGUGAGGAACUUUGUGCCUGGAGCGAGGAGGAAUGCCGAAACUUCGAACAUGGAUAUAGAGUCCAUGGGAAGAAUUUCCACCUCAUCCAGGCAAACAAGGUGCGCACACGCUCUGUUGGGGAAUGCGUGGAGUAUUACUACAUGUGGAAGAAGUCGGAACGCCAUGAGUACUUCACACAGCAGACCACAAAACUGGGGCGUAAGAAAUACAACCUGCAGUCAGGCACCAUGGAGGAUGGGGAGCAGGAUGCUGAUGGUCCUGAGGUGGAGGGUAGCAGCCACCCUCUCAGUUCGCCGCCUGGAGCCCUGGCCACCUCUCAGCCUGGCCCCCCUUCUCCUGCAGCCGUCCUAGAUAUGGAAAAGAAAGAUGCCGAGCUGGGUGGAGGGAUUUCGGAACUGUGUGGGAAUCCAUGCCCGAGUCCUCCCAGAGAGCCACUCUUCAAUCAGCUCUCCCUCUUGUCCACCAAGGAGGACCCUCCGCAGCCUGUCAAACACUGUCCCGGCCCCACUGGCCGCCUGGUCCCGCCCUCUGGCCCGCUGGCCCAGUGCCACGCCCCACAGGGACCCUAUGACAGCGCCCUCCCUCAGCCGUCGGGCCCUGAGCUCCUGGGCCCUGGGUUUUAUCAAUUGCAGCUGGGGCCUUUUGUCACAGACGGUAUGUCGACAGAGUCUGCUGCUACCAAGAGGCUGCAGGUGGGCUUUUCGCUGCCCUCGCCACCCCCGCCAUCACCUGCCGUUGCCUCCACGGUCUCUGUUACCUCCGAGUUCGGGGUCAUCAGCAGCUUCUUGUGCCCCCGUGCCAUGCACACCCCCCCCGUGCGACAUCCGCGCUCCCUCAAACAGUGAGCGCAGUUGACGCCUGUUCCCUUUUACUUAUUUAUUUCCGUCCGACCUCACACUUCACGGCCCACAUCCUGUGACAUCCGCCUUCCGUCGCGCAAUGAAUAUGGAUUAACGCGCAACUUGAUGUGACCGUUAUUCCGGCUUUGAGCCCCCCCUCCCCCCCCCCCCCCGCU